UACGAGUAUGACGGAUAAACCGAAAAUCCAUGUGUUUUUGGGCGCACCUCAUCCCUCAUCACUUUCUGACAAGGCUCCAGACGAAGAGUCCUUGCAGUGGAAGACUCUGGAGCUUUCCUGGAGUGAGGGUAGACUGAGACCCAGGACAGAAACUAAUGAAGUCCAAACACAAUCUGAAUAUGAUGGAGACACUAUGGCAAAAGAUCCAGGUGGUGUAGGCACUGAUGAUGCUAUAGACGCCAUUAGUAAGUUGAAACCAGCCAUAGUUCAUAGCUUUUUAGGUUCUAAAGUGGGUCACAAGACAGUGUCUGAAGAUGACUUCAAAUCCUCAGUUGGCCUGUCUAGUCGCAUAAGGACUGAUAUUGCUGAGGAAGUCAUUGGUAGCCUGAACCCAACCAAUGAUCAUGAGAAGCUUAGCCUUUCAACUUCUCCUGAGGCUAACAAGGCAGUGUCUGAAGAUGACUCCACUCCUUCGAUUAGCCAGUCUUAUCUAGCAAAGCAUGCACAUCCAGAAAAGGAUGGCUUUUGUCCUGGGGUGGUUACUGAAUACCUGGACAGCUGCUUCCCUUCCCCACAACCUGGCCCAAGUUCUGACCCUGUGAUCAGACACCCUCAGCCAAGUCCUGCCAUCUCUGUGGAGACUGAAUAUCUAACCAUUUGGACCAAGAGCCAAGGUUUGCUCCUGAGAGGUAGAGUGGUUAAGCAACCUGAAGCUGGUUCACUGGGAACACCCAGAUCUCCCCAAACCCCACCAAAGCAAACACCUUCAGCUUCUGUGGGCUCCCCAGAGCUCUAUAGUCCAGAGGUCAGCCCAGGGCUGAGGGGCAUGGGAGGAACCCUGCAAGGUUCAGUUGAGCUUUUCUAUAGGAGUCUGAGCCAGAGGCACCAGGAAGGAGGUGUGGUUUUGGAGUGCACACCUGAUGGGAUUCUGUGCUCUCAAGCUAGUCCUCCAGGCCAUGCUGAGGUGGCUAUGGAGCCAGAGGGUCCUGGACUACUUGUUGGCUCAUCAAACUCAUCUGUAGAAACCUCACCUGCUCCCAGCACCUCUAAACGACGAAAGCUAUCUCCAGCCGCAGCCAAGGGCCAUCAGCAGAUGGGACAGAAAAGUGGGCUGCCACUUGAUGGUCCCACCACUCUUCUCUCUAGGUGCAGGAAUCUUGGUGUGCAUUACUCCAUCUUGGUUGCUGUGGUGCACCCCUGCCACCUGAAAGAGAUCAAAGUGAAGUCCGGAGCAUCAGCGGGAUCCAGCGUUGCCCUGGCGUCAUUGAUUGUUACUGACCAGUCAGGAGUGGAGAUGAAGGUGGUGCUGUGGAGGACAGCAGCAUUUUGGGCCCUGAUGGUAUAUCCAGGAGACAUACUGCUCGUCACAGGUCUGAUGAUACAUGAGGACAAAUGGCGAGGAGAAACAGUACUACAGUCUUCUUAUAUCAGCCAGCUACUAAACCUGGGCCAGAUCACUCAAGACCAUACUCCACAAGCCCCGCACAAUGUAAAUAUUCAUACUCUGAGAGCAUUGUGUACUCAUCUGUAUGAGAAGCGCCCUCUACUGGUGUCUCUGCCUCCUCGCACUGUUCAGAACAUGCACUCCAUCCCCUUCAUCCGGCUCGGCUCUCUACGGCCUGAUACACUCGUUCAUGCGCUGCUGAGAGUCAAACAUGCCAGAACGACUUCAGCCUGGCAUGAUGAAGCAGAGGGUGUAGCCCGGACAGGCAGUGUGCUGAAGGCUGUGUUGAAUGUGGAGCAGGGAGAUGGCAAACAAGGUGCUGUGGUUCUUUGGGGAUCUGCCCUGGCCUGGCUACAGCGCUUACACAAGAACAGGGAUGCUGUUUGGGAGUUCCGUCUGCUGCUGGUGAAGCAGGAUGUGACCUCAGGUCUGCUGGAGCUUCACUCCACUCCAUGGAGCUCCUGUCAGCCUCUCUUCCCAGAUGACACGCGAUGCAGAGAGUUCUACGACACAGCCUGCUCACACAGAGGCAGCAAUAGCUUUGAGAUUGACCUGCACACACUCCUGUCCCAGAAGUACACAGGUGAAGUAGAGCUGAGAGUUCAAAUCACAGCGUUCCAGUUCCAGAGCAGCCCGUCCCAGGAAGCAAUGCAGCCCAUGAACAGAGAAACGCCUCUAGAGAGGAUCCUGGAGGUUGUAUGUGGUGACAUCACUUUCCCUGGCUGUGGCUUGUGCUGUGCUGAACUGGACACAGACGAGAAUGGAAUCUAUAGACCCUGCUACCCCUGCCUGCCUCACACUGGAGUACGCCGCUAUUACCGGCCAGCUGUUCUGACUGUGCGGGAAGGAGAGUGUCGGAUGUGUGUGCAGGUUCCACCCACUCUCGUGCAGAAGAUCCUGAUCAACACCCCACCAGACAAGCUGAACAAACCUGUAGCUCCUGCAUCAGAGGAGAGGUUUGUCCAUGUUGUAUCUAAGAGGAUCCACUCCAUGCUGUCCACUCCACGGACCACGUAUCAUCUGACUGUCCGCAGUCAUUUUGACUGUGAUGAAAACAGCAUUCCAAUCGCUCAGAACUUCUUGCUGUUGGAUUUUAAUUCACAGGAAGGUGGCUGGCGCUCGGUGACUCAGUUCUCAGCCUGUAACUCUCUCACAGUAAGUGCCAGGGAGAGCCAGCUUGGAGUGCACAGGCUCAUUUCGGAUGACCGUGCGGCUUGCAGGAUGGCCGGAGCUUUGAGCAUGGACGAGACGCAGUACCCCAUGAAGAUGUUUGACAAUGAGUUUAUGAUGGACAUCUCCUAUCAACAGUUAAUGCCAUCCUUUGAUAUUAAGAGUGAGCCCUAUGUUCCAGAAACAGUUCAUGGACCUUACUUACAAAUAAUCGAGGAGCCUAAACAAAGAGGCUUUCGUUUUCGUUAUGAGUGUGAAGGACCUUCUCAUGGUGGUCUACCAGGAGCCUCCAGUGAAAGGAACAGGAGGACAUAUCCCACUGUUAAGGUGUGUAACUAUGUGGGUCAUGCUCGUGUGGAGGUGCAGCUCGUAACGCACACUGACCCCCCUCGUGUACACGCACACAGCCUUGUGGGAAAGCAGUGCAAUGAGAAUGGAACGUGCAGUAUUGAUGUCGGCCCCAACGACCUCACAGCACAGUUCAGCAAUUUGGGGAUCCUUCAUGUGACUAAAAGAGGAGUUGUUGAUGUAUUGACAAAAAGAUUGCGUGACGAGAAAAGGAGGAUGAAAGAGUCUGGAUAUCAUUUUUCUGAUGCAGAGGAGCAGCUUAUUCUGCGAGAAGCGAAAGACUUGGGCAAAAACAUGGACCUUAAUAUUGUGAGGCUAAAGUUCACCGCUUACCUUCAGGACAGCAAUGGAGGAUUCACCAGAGCUUUGAAACCAGUCGUCUCCAACCCAAUCUAUGACAGCAAAUCUCCCAACGCGUCCAAUCUGAAGAUCUCACGCAUGGACAAAACCUGCGGCACAGUGAUGGGAGGAGACGAGAUCUUCUUGCUAUGUGACAAAGUUCAAAAAGAUGAUAUUGAUAUUCGUUUCUAUGAGGAGGAUGAUGAAGGAGGCUGGGAAGCGUUUGGGGAUUUCUCUCCCACUGAUGUUCAUAAACAGUAUGCCAUUGUUUUUAAAACGCCUCCAUACCACAAAACGGAGAUUGAGCGUCCUGUCACAGUGUUUCUGCAGCUCAAGAGGAAGAAGGGUGGCGACUGCAGCGAACCCAAACAGUUUACCUACAUCCCACAGGUUCAAGAUAAAGAGGAAGUUCAGAGGAAAAGAAUGAAAUCCCUUCCCCAUCCAUAUGACCACUGGCGCGGUCCGCAGGGAGGAGCGGGGGGUUUGGGGAGAGGUACAGGGGGCUUUGGAGGUCCUGGAGCAGGAGCAGGUGGAGGAGGAAUGGGAGGAGGUUACCAGUUUAAUCAUCCGUUAGAUGGGGCAGGUUUCUACGCUGGAGGCUGUGGAGGCUUCGGAGGAGGGGCACAGAUGUCAGGAUCUUCUCCACAAACAGCAAAAGCUCAGGAGCAGCCCGCUAACACACAGACACUUGCUGGCUCACCCGAGCAGCAGCGACUUUUUCAGAUUGCCACAGUCCUGCAAAACCGAAGCACUGCAGCAGCCAAGCACAGCGCCAGGGUCCUGCUGGAGUACUGCAGUACAGGGGAUGUGCGCCUCCUUCUUGCCAUGCAGAGACAGUUGUGCGGAGUGCAGGAUGAGAAUGGAGACACGCCCUUACAUUUGGCCAUUAUCCACCAGCAGCCAGCGGUGGCCCUUCAGCUCAUUCAGACUAUCAUAAACACCCCUCAAAGCAAAGUCAUCAACAAGUUGAACCACCUCAGCCAGACUCCACUGCAUUUGGCUGUGAUCACAAAACAGCCAAAGUUGGUGGAAGUCCUGUUGAAAGUGGGCUCAGACCCAAGCUUGCUGGACAGAGAUGGGCGUACAGCUGUGCACCUGGCUGCUUAUACUGGAGAUGAGAGCAUACUGAGAGUGCUGCUGGGCCUUCUGGGAGACCGCCAUGCCCAUCUAAUCAACACCGCAGACUUCUCAGGCCUGUAUCCUCUGCAUCUGGCUGUAAGAAAGGGAGGAGAGCGGUGUUUGCGUGUUCUGGUUGAGGCCGGGGCUAAAAUCAACAUGCCCGAGCAGAAGAGUGGCUGCACAGCGCUGCACCUCGCUGUGAAGGACAACCUCUUCAAAGUGGCCUGCACUCUCAUCACUGAGCUAAAGGCAGAUGUUAAUGCCUGCACGUUUGGAGGGAACAGUCCACUCCACCUGGCCGCCAGUCUGGGUUCUCCUCCUCUCUGCUCCAUGCUCAUAGCAGCAGGUGCCGAUAAACGCCUGGAAAACGAUGAGCCCCUCUUCUGCUUCUCAUCCUCCUCUGAUGAAGAAGAGCUGGGUGAAAGGAGAGACGAUGAAGAACAAGGGCCGAUCCAGAAAGAUAUGGUCGAGCAAGUACAAGAAAUGACGAUAUCGUCCGAGAGAUGCCGAGUUAACCCACGCAAGAGACCAGCAGCUGGACACACCCCCUUCGACCUGGCUAAUUGCCAAAAGGUUAAAGAUCUGUUGGAUGGCAGAACAAGUCCAAAGCCAAGUCACCAUUCAACCAAGAAGACGAAAAAGAGCACUGAAGAUGUGGGCCAGUCUCUGGAUGAUGAGAUGGUCAGCAAACUGUGUGGGAUCCUCACCCAAAGCCAGGUGCCCUGGAGAGAUCUGGCAGAGAAACUGGGCAUGCUCACAUUGGCAGAUUUGUACCAAAGGAGCCCCUCCCCCUGCCAGAAACUUCUAGAAAACUACAAGAUCAGCGGUGGUCCAUUGGAGGGGCUGGUGGAUGCACUGCAGUCUCUUGGGUUGAGUGAAGGGGUCCAACUUCUCAGAGCCAGCCAACCCAGAGAGGACAAACAGAGCACAGAUACAACAGUGGACAGCGGCUUCGGUAGUCAGGAGGCGGAGAGUCCUGCUAUAGCCAACCACUGACCAGCAUGAUUUCAAGCCUUGAACUGCUUCUGGUUGAUGUUUUGAAGUCCCAGCAGAGGGACAGUUGUCUUCCUCGGCUGAUAUCACAGUGCCCAAACGGCGACCUGUCUUUGCUCACAGACUUUUUAAUGUUGUGAGAGACCCAAUAAGUCGGAUGAGGACAUUGUUAGGAACGGUGCUCUUACUGGUCUCUCUAAUGCAUUCUCAAUGUGUGAGAGGAAACGUGCAAGUAGAAACAUAUUAGUACUCAUUUUCAGCAUCUUCUUCUCCACAUGCAAUGCGCCGGAAAUCACCAGUUAAACAGGUUUAUGUUUGUCAGUUUCUGGAAAAGUCUUGAUGGGAGAUGCUGAUGUAUCUGCGCAAGUCUGAAAAUGUGUCGAUUGCAGAAUAAGAUUUUGUUUGUUUUUGGAUUGCAAAUGCUUUUGAAUUAGUAUAUUACUAAUACUGUGUAUUUAUGAGAUGUCAGCUAUUCGCCUGUGCAAUAGAUCUGUGCUUUAAAGCAUUUUUGAUACAUUGUACAUCUAAGUAUUUGCUGUUUUUGCUGUCAAUGGAUGAAAUAUAUUUUGAAAAAAGAA
Messenger RNA from Colossoma macropomum (tambaqui), 5991 nucleotides. RefSeq lists its product as uncharacterized. Gene Ontology annotation, molecular function: DNA binding; DNA-binding transcription factor activity; protein binding. Lineage: Eukaryota; Metazoa; Chordata; Actinopteri; Characiformes; Serrasalmidae. Gene Ontology annotation, biological process: signal transduction; regulation of DNA-templated transcription; regulation of double-strand break repair via homologous recombination. Gene Ontology annotation, cellular component: cytoplasm; nucleus; site of double-strand break. The record is from RefSeq and is a predicted model, not a curated record.